This is a messenger RNA of Microtus ochrogaster (prairie vole), 5454 nucleotides long. It is a transcript of the gene Grik1, whose product is annotated as glutamate ionotropic receptor kainate type subunit 1. The record is from RefSeq and is a predicted model, not a curated record. Lineage: Eukaryota; Metazoa; Chordata; Mammalia; Rodentia; Cricetidae. Gene Ontology annotation, molecular function: signaling receptor activity; ligand-gated monoatomic ion channel activity. Gene Ontology annotation, biological process: monoatomic ion transport. Gene Ontology annotation, cellular component: membrane.
GUUAGUAGGGUUGGCCGGGGCGGGCAGUAAAUAAAGGGUGGGGCCAAGAGGGGAGGAGGGAAGGACCAAGAAAGAAGCAAAAGCAGAGCCUGUAUCCCAGUUAACCUGCUGGAGCUCAUGCUGCUUGGUCUGAGCGCUGCACCAACUCACCUACUUCCCUCUCUCCUUGGGCGUCUUCUUCCCCGCUUCCUCUCCUUUCCUCACUGCACCCUGCACCCUCUACCCACUCCCCCACCCACCACUUCUGCAUCUGACCAGAGGACGAAUGAGGGAGACGUUCCAGCAAAUCAAGGUAGCAACUUUCCUCAGCUGGUUUCUGGGCUCCAGGAGCGGGAUCCUGCUGAUUCUUGGAGGUGUGCAGUCCAUGGAGGAGGAAGAGAGCAAGCAGUGAUGGGCUAAGGACCGGUGCACUAAGCCCCAAGCAGCUCAGUCUCACAAACCCGCUCCUACCCGUCCCCACGCGGGUUCCCUGUAUCUCACUCUUUUGAGAGCGGAGAGCGCGCAGCGUGCAGCCUGGGAGCAUCCAAGGAGGAUGAGGCUGGGACCCAGCCCAAGUUGGGUGUAUUUCGCGGGCGUGAGGCCACGACUGUGUCUCGGCAUGAAUUAAGAAGCUUGGAAGAUGGAGCGCGGCACAGUUCUCAUUCAGCCCGGGCUCUGGACCAGGGACACCAGCUGGACACUCCUCUAUUUCCUGUGCUACAUCCUCCCGCAGACCGCCCCGCAAGUGCUCAGGAUCGGAGGGAUUUUUGAAACUGUGGAAAACGAACCCGUUAACAUUGAAGAAUUAGCUUUCAAGUUUGCAGUCACCAGUAUUAACCGAAACCGAACCUUGAUGCCUAACACCACAUUAACCUAUGACAUCCAGAGAAUUAAUCUUUUUGAUAGUUUUGAAGCCUCCCGGAGAGCUUGCGACCAGCUGGCUCUCGGUGUGGCCGCCCUCUUUGGCCCUUCCCACAGCUCGUCUGUGAGUGCUGUGCAAUCUAUUUGCAAUGCUCUGGAAGUUCCACACAUUCAGACUCGCUGGAAACACCCCUCGGUGGACAACAGAGACUUAUUUUACAUCAACCUCUACCCAGAUUACGCAGCUAUCAGCAGGGCAGUCCUGGACCUGGUCCUCUAUUACAACUGGAAAACAGUGACUGUGGUGUAUGAAGACAGCACAGGUCUAAUUCGCCUGCAAGAGCUCAUCAAAGCUCCCUCCAGAUACAACAUUAAAAUCAAAAUCCGCCAGCUGCCCUCUGGGAAUAAAGAUGCCAAACCUCUGCUCAAGGAGAUGAAGAAAGGCAAAGAGUUUUAUGUGAUAUUUGACUGUUCACACGAGACUGCUGCUGAAAUCCUUAAGCAGAUUUUGUUCAUGGGUAUGAUGACGGAAUACUACCACUACUUCUUCACAACCCUGGACUUGUUUGCUUUAGACCUGGAACUUUACAGGUACAGUGGUGUAAAUAUGACUGGAUUUCGGUUGCUGAAUAUUGACAAUCCUCAUGUGUCAUCUGUCAUUGAAAAGUGGUCCAUGGAGAGGUUGCAGGCCCCACCCAGACCCGAGACUGGCCUUCUGGACGGCAUGAUGACAACUGAAGCAGCUCUGAUGUACGACGCUGUGUACAUGGUAGCCAUUGCUUCUCAUCGAGCCUCACAGCUGACUGUCAGCUCCCUGCAGUGCCAUCGACACAAACCAUGGCGCCUUGGGCCCAGAUUUAUGAACUUGAUCAAAGAGGCUCGGUGGGAUGGCUUGACUGGGCGUAUCACUUUCAAUAAGACCGAUGGCUUGAGAAAGGAUUUUGACCUGGACAUUAUCAGUCUCAAAGAGGAAGGAACUGAAAAGGCUGCUGGUGAAGUGUCUGUGCACUUGUAUAAAGUGUGGAAGAAGAUUGGAAUUUGGAACUCCUACAGUGGGCUGAACAUGACGGAUGGCAACAAAGACAGGUCCAACAACAUCACUGAUUCUCUGGCCAACCGGACACUCAUUGUCACCACCAUUCUGGAAGAGCCUUAUGUGAUGUACAGGAAAUCCGAUAAGCCCCUCUAUGGAAACGACAGAUUUGAAGGAUAUUGCCUGGAUCUACUGAAAGAAUUGUCAAAUAUCCUGGGUUUCCUUUAUGAUGUUAAACUAGUUCCUGACGGCAAAUAUGGAGCCCAAAAUGACAAAGGAGAGUGGAAUGGGAUGGUUAAAGAACUCAUCGAUCAUAGAGCUGACCUCGCAGUGGCUCCUCUCACCAUUACUUAUGUCAGGGAGAAAGUCAUAGACUUCUCCAAGCCCUUCAUGACCCUGGGCAUCAGCAUCCUUUACCGGAAGCCCAAUGGAACCAACCCGGGCGUCUUCUCCUUCCUCAACCCCCUGUCUCCGGACAUUUGGAUGUAUGUGCUGCUGGCCUGCUUAGGAGUCAGUUGUGUGCUCUUUGUGAUUGCCAGGUUUACACCCUACGAGUGGUAUAAUCCCCACCCGUGCAACCCCGACUCAGACGUGGUGGAAAACAAUUUCACUUUGCUAAAUAGUUUCUGGUUUGGAGUUGGAGCUCUCAUGCAGCAAGGAUCAGAGCUGAUGCCCAAAGCUCUAUCGACCAGAAUAGUUGGAGGAAUAUGGUGGUUUUUCACCCUAAUCAUCAUUUCAUCCUACACUGCCAACCUGGCUGCCUUCUUGACAGUAGAGAGGAUGGAAUCUCCCAUCGAUUCCGCUGACGAUCUGGCAAAACAAACCAAGAUAGAAUACGGAGCAGUCAGAGAUGGCUCAACAAUGACCUUCUUCAAGAAAUCAAAGAUCUCCACCUACGAGAAAAUGUGGGCUUUUAUGAGCAGCAGACAACAGAGCGCACUGGUUAAAAACAGCGAUGAGGGGAUCCAGAGAGUGCUGACCACCGACUACGCCCUGCUGAUGGAAUCCACCAGCAUUGAGUACGUGACGCAGAGGAACUGCAACCUCACCCAGAUCGGGGGCCUCAUAGAUUCCAAAGGUUACGGAGUGGGAACUCCUAUAGGCUCUCCUUACCGGGAUAAAAUCACAAUUGCCAUUCUUCAACUACAAGAAGAAGGGAAGCUGCACAUGAUGAAAGAGAAAUGGUGGCGAGGAAACGGCUGCCCUGAAGAAGAGAGUAAGGAAGCCAGUGCUCUGGGAGUGGAAAAUAUUGGGGGCAUCUUCAUUGUUCUGGCUGCGGGACUUGUCCUUUCUGUGUUUGUAGCCAUUGGAGAAUUUAUAUACAAAUCACGGAAGAACAAUGAUUCUGAGCAGGCUUUUUGUUUCUUUUAUGGACUGCAGUGUAAACAAACCCAUCCGACCAACUCCACUUCCGGAACUACUUUAUCUACAGACGUAGAAUGUGGCAAAUUAUUACGAGAGGAAAAGGGGAUUCGGACCCAGUCCUCAGUCCAUACUGUAUAACUGAGUUUUUCAAAAGGUGUUCCCAGUAGAACUGUUUGUAAUGAGUGUUGCUUGUGCCUGAGUCUACUAGGCAGAAAUAGCCAUCAUGUACUUUCCCUUUACACUAACAAAAUAUACAUACACUACUCCAGGCACUCCACUUGGGUCUCGGGGAAAAAAGUGUACUAGAUACUGAUACAGGGUUUUAGGAGAAUAUAGACUCCUGGAUGCAUGUAUAUACAAAAAUCUCUUCUAUCCAAAAUUCUUGUCUUUCUGUUUUCUUUAUGCAUUAAAAGUAAAAAUAACCCUUUCUUCAUAAACAAAAAUUGAGACACAACAGGGAAAAUCACGGGAAAACGCUAAUUCUGUGUGCACUUCUUUUCAUCUUUGUGAACUUUCCCCUCCUCUUCCUGUCUCAUGUGUUCUCUAGAGUUAUAUAUUUCAAAUUCCCUUUAGCCAUGUCUUCUCAAUAAGUAUACAAGUAACUCUAUAACAUUGUUAAUUUUUAAUUAAAUUGAUCCCAAGGUUUUAAAUGUAUUAUUUACUCAAAACUUAAUAUCAUGGCUUUUAAAGAUUCAGGGAUCAUCUCUGAAAGAAUAAUGGUUGAACUUGGAUGCAAGGGGGAUUAUCUCAUCUGAAAUUCACUCGGGGAUUGAGGUAUAGGCAAAAUGAUUUCUGGACAGAAACUCAGCAACAUCGGGUUUUCACACAAUAGUUAGCUGUCAUCUAUAGGUGUAGAGCCACUAGGGACCUCAUUUGCUUUCAAAUUAUGUACAUUUCUUUAAAGAGCCAAGCAGAGUCCUAAGUAUGAACUAAUUCAUGUCAUCUUCUGUUUUCUGCUCACCCACACUCACACUUUGCAACCAUGAACAUUCUCUCACACCACACUAUUGCAUUCACCUAAGAUAGAGUAGUGCUUCUUGCAGCCAACUUUUCUGAGCCUUGCCAAAUUUACAUUCAUUUCCCUGGGCCCAUAGCCAUUAUUAAUGCAGUCCAACUGUGCUGUGGAGACGGGGAAGGGGGGAGAAUUUCCAUAUGCAUUAGCUGCGGAUCUCUGCAGAUUUAUUUUCUACCUGCAUUCAAAGUGCUGUAAAGAAUCCCCACACUAACUCAGCUUGGUGACAUAGAAGCCAAUGGCAGGCUUAAUUUGGUGUGUCAAGGAAUGUCUGCUGCUUUCUCAGAGUUCACUCACCCUUCUCAGAGAGUCGGGGAAUGGAACUAUCUUUCACCUCCUCUCAAUAUGGGAUCAGUUGGACUUUGUUCUCUACCGGGAAAUUACUCCUUGUCAUAUCAAGUGAUCCCCAGGAAUAUAUCCCAGCCCAGGAAUAUGUUCUAGAGAGGAGUUGUUUGGCAUCAGGGCAGCCACGUUGCAUGACCAUUUUAGUCACAACUCUUUCUAAUCAAUCUUAUAUUUCCUCAGUAAAGCAUGAUCAGAAAAUUUGACUCUUGCACUGAUUCUGUCUCCGACUAUUCCUUUAAAUAAAUGAUCUCUUAUGAAAAUAUAUAAAAAUUAUAUUACUAUGUAUUUACUGUUAUUAAAGUAGAAAAAAUCUGUGUGUCACUGAUCAGGAUUUUUAUUCUCACAGUCAAGAGAAUCAGGUGGGAUAAAGGCUCCAUGCUUCUUAGUUUCAUGACUUACUGAUUCAGCAUACAGAAUCCACAAACUGCUUAUGUUUAUUUCCCAAGAACUAUUUAGUAUACCCACAUGGAUACAAAGUUUCUGAACCACUGAUGAUAAAGAAAAGUCAGAUGGUGAUAACUAGCAAAACUUACCUUUCAGAACAGCUCAUCCUUAAAAUGUGUUUUGGAGAUGAAUAAAGAACUAAUUUCCUUCAAAAGUUAAUAAUAGGAGAGCUUGGAAUAUAGCUUGGCUGAUGUAAUGCUUGCCUGAUAUGCACGAAGCUCUGGGGUAGGACUCCCCAGUCCCAAUCACGCACAAAACUAUGUGUGCUGUCACAAAUCUGUAAUCCUAGCACUCAAGAAAUAGAAAGAGAAGGAUUAGAAAUUCAAGAUCAUCCUUUACUAUGUACUAAGUUUGAGGGAUCCCUGAACUACAUGAGACUUUGUCUCAAAAACAAACAAAUAAAUAAAUAAACAAU